ACUCUUGUGUUAGGCAGCAGGGAGGAGGGAGUGUUUGAAGGAGAACAAGAAAAAAAAAAGCCAAAGAUCAGCAGGACCCAUUCCAAAAUCCUCUCUCGCUUCUGCUUCUAAACCCGUCGCUUUUGGAAUCUACAAAAUUUAAGAACUCAUUUUGCUUUGCUUGCAUUUUUAAAAUAAAACUUUUUUGAUUUACUUGGCACUUCUAAGACUGGAUUCAUCAUGUCCUCGUCUCUAGCGAGCUGCAAUGCCAACGCUACCGUGUGCUUUGGUACAUCAUGCCUGGUGUCAGAGAGUAACUUUAAUAUGAUUCUCAGCACUGUCCUCAGCACCGUGCUCACUGUCAUGCUGGCUAUGGUCAUGUUUGCCAUGGGAUGCACGGUGGAAGUGCACAAACUGUGGGGGCAUAUACGCCGACCAUGGGGUAUCUUCAUUGGCUUUCUUUGCCAGUUUGGUAUCAUGCCCUUCACAGCAUUUGCCUUCUCGCUAGCCUUCCAGGUUCUUCCCAUACAGGCCGUGGUCAUCUUAAUCAUGGGCUGUUGUCCUGGAGGCACCAACUCUAAUAUUAUCACCUAUUGGCUAGAUGGAGACAUGGAUCUCAGUAUCAGCAUGACAACAUGUUCAUCCAUCCUGGCGCUUGGGAUGAUGCCCCUUUGUCUGCUUAUCUACACCUCAGCAUGGAUCUCAUCUGAUACCAUCCAGAUCCCUUACGACAGCAUAGGCAUUACACUAGUGUGUCUGCUCGUGCCGGUCACUUUGGGAAUCUAUGUGAAACAUCGCUGGCCAAAGGUGGCCAAGAGGAUCCUGAAGUUUGGCUCUGUUGUGGGCAUCCUUCUUAUCAUCAUCAUUGCUGUGGUGGGUGGUGUACUGUACCAGUCUUCCUGGGUCAUUUCUCCUUCUCUGUGGAUAAUUGGCGCAAUCUACCCACUAGUUGGCUUUGGCUUGGGCUUUCUGCUGGCUCGAUUUGUGGGGCAGCCCUGGCACAGGUGUCGUACUAUUGCGCUGGAGACAGGAUUUCAGAACUCACAGCUGUGCAGCACAAUUGUUCAGCUGUCCUUUGCUCCUGAUGAGCUGGAGGUCAUGUUCUCCUUCCCCUUGAUCUACAGCAUCUUCCAGCUUGUCGUGGCAAUUCUGGCAAUUGGAAGUUACCAGCUAUACAAGAGAUACUGGAAGGGAGUUGUGUCUGAGGAAGACUGUGAGGAAGACGACGGAGCUCCGGACCUUGCCUCUUGUAAAGACAAGCCGGAGUAUGCUUUGGAGAAUGGAGGAUUUCAGAGUGAUGAGAACGGGAACACUGAAGGAAAGGGAGCAAUCACUCAUCUGUGAGCUGUGUCCAUAUGAACUGCCUUCUGCAGGCAGAAGGGUAUUAACUGCAAGCACCAUUUUGCUCCUGGGUGGUGAAAUGAGUGUGCUGUUUAGGACAUGUUAUUUAUUCUGUUCUUAAGCCUCUGGACAAAGUAUCGGUCGUUUGAUUGCAUGUGGCAGGAAAACCUGAGUGUAUCAAUGGAAUCAGUAAAAAGAGCUCUCUUCCAGCAUUUGCUUUAUGAGUAAUGUGCUGAAUCACACAGCCUCAGUGCUCAGGAUACACUCUUUCAUAGACUGAUCAGUUCCAGCUGAUCGAAAAUAAAUAAAUAAACAAAUAUACACACACACACACACACACACACACACACACACACACACACACACAUAUAUAUAUAUAUAUAUAUAUAUAUAUAUAUAUAUACUGUAUAUGAUCAUAUAAUAUAUAGAAACUAUUAUUUGUUUAAAUAAAUAUAUAUUGUAUCCACAAACAAUAUAAUGUGGGUGAAAUUAUACACUAUUAUUUAACAUGUGGCCUCCUUUUAAUUAUUUGGUGUAUUAUUUGGAAUUUUUGAGAAUUUCUCAACAUUUUGGAAGACUGGAAGCAAAGUUUCAUGAACUUUAACCACAUCACCUUUUCAUCACAUGAAAUAUUUCACAUUUCUUUUGGAUAUUCUGAGUGUAUAUAUAUAUAUAUAUAUAUAUAUAUAUAUAUAUAUAUAUAUAUAUAUAUAUAUAUAUAC
Molecule: messenger RNA, 2042 nt
Organism: Silurus meridionalis
Lineage: Eukaryota; Metazoa; Chordata; Actinopteri; Siluriformes; Siluridae
Gene: slc10a2
Product: solute carrier family 10 member 2
Exons: 6
Coding region: 220-1323 (367 amino acids)
Biological process (GO): bile acid and bile salt transport
Cellular component (GO): apical plasma membrane
Molecular function (GO): bile acid:sodium symporter activity
Source: RefSeq, a predicted model, not a curated record